Messenger RNA from Cordyceps fumosorosea ARSEF 2679, 1869 nucleotides. Its product is annotated as protein phosphatase 2C. Lineage: Eukaryota; Fungi; Ascomycota; Sordariomycetes; Hypocreales; Cordycipitaceae. Gene Ontology annotation, molecular function: protein serine/threonine phosphatase activity. The record is from RefSeq and is a predicted model, not a curated record. Gene Ontology annotation, biological process: protein dephosphorylation. The coding region runs from base 1 to 1869 and encodes 622 amino acids. The transcript has 2 exons.
AUGCAUCGCGCAGCCCUGCGAGCCUUCCGCACAACCUGCCAGACCCGUGUUCGAUCAACCGCCGCCCUCGGCCGGCCCUCGCUACGAAGCCUCCUCUCCUCCACUAUCCGACCGUCGACCGUCCUCUACCCGUCCGGCUCCGCCUCGCUGCACUCAUCCACAGCCGCUGCCGCCGCCGCUCGCCGCCCGCAAACGGCCGCCAGCCUACCCCUACGGUCCUCCAUGUUCUUUCGACGCAUCCCCGCCGCGCUCGUCUCCAGCAUCGUCGUCGGCUACGGCGCCUGGUACUCGUACAACGGAGGCGCCAGCUGGAACCUCGCCAACGCGACCGGCGCGCGAAGCUUAACCUCGACCAGCGGCCAGGCACCGCUGGGCACUGCCACCGGCGCGGCGUCUGCGACCCUGCCCACUAGAACCGUGCUAGUGGUCGGCGCCGACGAGCUCCGACAGGGCACCAUUGUGGGCGAGGAGCCCAUCUAUAAGACGACGAGUGACGGUCGCCGCAUCGUAGAGAUGCUAACCCCUGAGCAAGCCACGGAGAAGCUCCGUAAGACGGAGGAGUCCUUCUCGGUGAACCGCGGCCAGGGCGUCACCCGAUACGACCUUGUGCAGCUGUCUAGCAACGACCCGAUAGAGGACGAUCACGCUGAAAAGAUUGUCGAAAUCAAGGCCUUGUCAACUGAAGCUCAGAGCAACGACUGGAUGUUUUGGGGUGUGUUUGAUGGCCACUCAGGCUGGACGACCUCGGCGACGCUACGGGAAAGCCUUAUCAGCUACGUGGCGCGGGAACUAAAUGAUACGUACAAGACAAGCAAGGAAGGCAUGCCUACCGCUGAUGCCAUUGAUCUCGCCAUCAAGACCGGCUUCACCCAACUCGACAAUGAGAUUGUCCACAAAAGCGUUGAAAAGGUCUUCUCCUCUAGCUCCAAGGCCGUCGCCGCCGAGCUGCUCCAACCGGCCAUGUCGGGCUCAUGCGCCCUGUUAUCCUUUUAUGACGCCGAUAGUCAGCUUCUCCGGGUGGCCGUCACCGGCGACUCGCGUGCCGUCCUCGGCCGUCGCUCCGCGAACGGCAAGUGGACGGCCACCGCGCUUUCGGAGGAUCAGACAGGCGGGAACCCGAGCGAGGCUGCACGCCUGCGCAGCGAACACCCCGGCGAGGACAACGUGGUGCGCAACGGGCGCGUACUCGGCGGGCUCGAACCCACGCGCGCCUUUGGUGACGCCGUGUAUAAGUGGAGCCGCGAGACAACGAUCAAGCUGAAGAAGGGCUUCUUCGCCCGCAGCCAGUCGCCGCUGCUCAAGACGCCGCCAUACGUGACGGCGGAGCCGGUGGUGACGACGACCAAGAUCAGCCCCGAGAAUGGCGACUUCCUAGUGCUGGCCACCGACGGCCUCUGGGAGAUGCUCACUAACGACGAGGUCGUCGGCCUCGUUGGCCAGUGGAUCGAGUCGGAGCAGGCUAGGACAGCCGGCGGCGCCGGCUCGCACUUCGAGGCGGCGUGGGCCAAGGUCUUUGGCGCCUCGAACAAGGCGCUCCCCGUGGAGCAGAGCAAGGCCUUAGGCGAGAACGGUGGCGAUGGCCAGCGCGUGCCUAUCCGCAUGCAGCAGUGGGGGAACGACCCUGAGGCCAAGGGUCGCUUUGUGGUCAAAGACAAGAACGUGGCGACGCAUCUUGUCCGCAACGCGCUGGGCGGCUCCAACGAUGAGCAGGUUCGCGCUCUCUUAACUCUUCCCGCUCCAUUCUCUCGGCGUUAUAGGGACGACUUGACUGUGCAAGUCAUCUUCUUUGGCAAUGGGCCCAGGACGGGUGAAGUUACUGUGAACCACGAAGCGACUGCCAACAACGGAGCUCCCAGGGCUAAGUUGUAA